This is a messenger RNA of Penicillium chermesinum, 798 nucleotides long. RefSeq lists its product as uncharacterized. The coding region runs from base 1 to 798 and encodes 265 amino acids. The transcript has 2 exons. The record is from RefSeq and is a predicted model, not a curated record. NCBI's taxonomy places the organism in Eukaryota, Fungi, Ascomycota, Eurotiomycetes, Eurotiales, Aspergillaceae.
AUGCUCGCAAUUGCUUUUUCCCUGCGUCAAUCUGUCUUCGCUUUGAAUCCGCCUCAGAAUCUCAAAAGCGCAGUCGCACCCGCAUCAGUCCUCAAGCUAUCACACCUAAGAUCCGAGCUCAGAACGGACCGCAAUGGCUUCAGAUCAAACCCGCCUGCAAAUCCGCACCCAGCACUGCGCAUUCUGCAACCACCUCCUACUAGCAACAACACGCGACAUCUCCACCCUCCUCGUCGCGGCGGCGAAGCCAAAGACCAAGCUAUCAUCCUCCCACUAGAACUACACACAGACCUCGACGAAGAUCCAGAGAACACCGAGAGCACAUCAGAAGCCAACUCGGCCUCAAAAGCUAAGCACGCUACCCUCCUCCUCGCGACUACCAUUCCCGACCGCCGUGCAACACUUAUCCGUCGUGAAGAUGGCAUUGAAAAGCGCAUUCUGCUGAGGUGUGGUCGCUGUCGCGUUGUGGUGGGGUAUUAUUUGGAUCGCGUACAUUGGAGUACUACUGGUACUGGGAGGGCUUCGACAGAUGCCGUGGAGGGGGAGCGGGAGGAUGUGAGGCCGCCUGCUGUGUACCUUUUGCCGGGGUCUUUGCUGGAAACGGAGAAGCUGGGCGUGGAGGGGGCGACGGCUGUGGGGAGAUGGAAUGGAGGGGUUGGAGCGCAUAAUCUAGAAGAGACGCAUUAUAUGUCCAAUUGGAGUUUAUCGUUGGGGUUAAAAUGUACACUUCAGCUUGGAGGGAGAGCGAUCAACGGGGCGUCUACAAAUUUUUAUGCGAGAAAUAUGAGGAGAGUUUAA